Molecule: messenger RNA, 2241 nt
Organism: Cynara cardunculus var. scolymus (artichoke)
Lineage: Eukaryota; Viridiplantae; Streptophyta; Magnoliopsida; Asterales; Asteraceae
Product: ent-copalyl diphosphate synthase, chloroplastic-like
Exons: 13
Coding region: 130-2241 (703 amino acids)
Biological process (GO): gibberellin biosynthetic process
Cellular component (GO): chloroplast
Molecular function (GO): terpene synthase activity; magnesium ion binding
Source: RefSeq, a predicted model, not a curated record
GAUGAACUUCAACCAAACGGUUUGUCAUUUAUCAAUCGGCAGAAUGACACCGUGGACGAUGACGUGGACAAAAAUAAGAUUUUGUAUCCAAGCACCGAGAUCAAAGGGUUUGUUGAGACAAUCAAAGCAAUGUUGCAUUCUAUGGAUGACGGAGAGACAACUAUGUCGGCUUACGAUACUGCUUGGGUUGCACUCGUGCAAGAUGUUAAUGGAAGUGGUCGUCCUCAGUUUCCGUCAUGUUUGGAGUGGAUUGUGAACAAUCAACUCCCCGACGGAUCUUGGGGUGAGGGUUUGAUCUUUUUGGCUCAUGAUCGAAUCAUUAAUACGUUGGCCUGUGUGAUCGCAUUAACUUUUUGGAACGUUCAUCCUAGUAAAUGCCAAAAAGGAGUGCAAUUUCUGAAAGAGAACAUAAGCAAACUUGAAGAUGAUAACGAAGAACAUAUGUUGAUCGGUUUUGAAGUAACGUUUCCUUCACUUAUCGACAUUGCAAGGAAGCUCAAUGUUGAAGUCGGAGAAGAUUCUCCGGUCUUGGAAGAAAUUUACGCAAGACGGAACAUGAAGCUCACAAAGAUACCGAAGAGCAUAAUGCACAAAGUGCCCACAACUUUACUUCAUAGCUUAGAAGGAGUGCCAAAUUUGGAGUGGGAGAAACUUGUAAAACUUCAAUGCAAAGAUGGGUCAUUCCUCUUCUCCCCAUCAUCCACUGCUUUUGCACUGAUGCAGACUAAAGAUGAAAAGUGUCUUCAAUACCUCACAAACAUUGUCACCAAAUUCAAUGGUGGAGUGCCGACUGCCUACCCGUUGGAUCUUUUCGAACAUAUUUGGGUCGUUGAUCGCCUCCAACGCCUUGGGAUUUCUCGUUAUUUCAAGUCAGAGAUCGAGGAUUGCGUUCAGUAUAUCUACAGGUAUUGGACUACAGACGGUAUCUGUUGGGCGAGAAACUCAAAUGUACAAGAUAUUGACGACACUGCGAUGGCAUUUAGGCUUUUGCGAAUGCAUGGUUACGAAAUUUCUCCAGAUGUGUUUCAACAAUUCGAAAAAGAUGGAAAAUUUGUGUGUUUUGUCGGGCAAACAACACAAGCCACCACCGGAAUGUUCAAUUUAUUACGGGCAUCUCAGGUGCUCUUUCCCAGAGAGAAAAUCCUCGACGAUGCCAAGAAGUUUUCUUAUAACUAUUUGAAGGAGAAACAAUCAACGAACGAGCUUCUUGAUAAAUGGAUCAUCGCCAAGGACUUGCCUGGCGAGGUGGGAUACGCGCUAGACGUGCCAUGGUAUGUGAGCUUGCCUCGACUCGAGACGAGAUGUUACUUGGAUCAAUAUGGAGGCGAGGACGAUGUUUGGAUCGGAAAAACAUUAUACAGGAUGGGGAAUGUUAGCAAUAACAAGUAUCUUGAAAUGGCUAAAUUGGAUUACAAUAACUGUCUAGCCAUGCAUCAGCUCGAAUGGAACACUAUGCAGCAAUGGUAUGUGGACUUCAAUAUCGGACGGUUUCGGGUGAGCAAUAUCACGAGUCUUUUGGUCUCAUACUAUUUGGCUGCAGCCAGCGUAUUCGAGCCAGAAAGGUCCAAGGAGCGAAUAGCGUGGGCUAAAACAACCACAUUAGUUGACGCCAUCUCCUCGUUAUUUGAUUCACUACAACUCUCGAAAGAGCAGAGAAGAGAUUUUGUCGAUGAGUUCAGAAACACACCAUCGUCGCUUCGUCCCGCCAGAUGUGGAAAACCAUGGCACUGGUUGAUGGUUGCACUACAGGGAACCCUACAUGAGCUUGCGUCGGGCAUACUCACGGCUCAUGGUAGAGACAUCCAUCCACAACUUCACCAUACCUGGGUGAUCUGGUUGACGAGGUGGCAAAGGGGUGAUGCGAUGGAAGGACACGCAUUACUGAUAGUUCAAACAGUGAGCUUGAUCGAUGGCCGAUGGACAUCAAAGGAGCUCUUAGCUCAUCCUCAAUACCAACGGCUUUCGUCUGUCACUAAUAACCUUUGUCACGAAAUAUCCCAGUCCCAUAAGUCCAAUGAGAACCGCAAGACAUGCUUCGAGAAUGAAACUACGUACAGAACGCAAGAGUUCAGAAUGCAAGAAUUAGUGCAACUCGUACUCGGCAACUCACCCGAUGAUCUUGAUCGGGAUUUGAAGCAGCUGUUCCUAACCGUCGCGAAAACUUUCUUUUACAAGAGCUACUACGAUCCAGUGACGAUAAAUGCUCAUAUCUCCAAAGUAUUGUUCGAAACUGUAAUUUAA